AUGGCCAACAGCUCCUCGUUCGAUGGCUUGCACCAACUGCAAGGCGGUAACGGCGGUGGCUUCGAAAGCUGGGUCCAGGAGCCUUUGGCAGAUGGAAGUCCGGUGGAUGUCGUUUUUGCGACGCUGUCGGAGACGAGGUUACAGCUGGGCCCGUGGGUUCGCGACUACCGGACGCAGCCCUCACACACCUUGGAUGUAGCAACAUAUCAGAACUCGUUAAAGGAAGCCGACAAGAAAAAUGAGCUGCCCUGGACGAGCAUUUUGGAUGGAAUGGCGGAGAAGUACAACGGCAACCUGAAAACGUUGCUUCUGUUCUCCAGAUCUCGUUUCAGAAGGGAUCCUGACUCCCUGCCUCUUUUUGGAAGGCUUCCGGACAAGCGAGUUGCUGGUCUGGCCUUGCCCAAUCCCAAGAAGGCCUUCAUGGGCCGCAGCCUGCUGUCACGGCACCAAGAGUUGCACUUCUGCUUCGCUGGUGCACAUUUUCCAAUAAGCGACAUAGCAGCUGCACUGGAAGACGCCAAGAAGGAUAACCUAGAAGAGGCAAAGUUCCUCAUGGCAAGGACGCUGCGGAAGGUGUUGCGGAAAGCACACCGCGCGGGACUGCUGGAUGACGGCACGCUUCUCAUUCUCCAAGGCGACCUCAACAGCAGAACCGUUCUUCCUUCCGCGGGCCACCAGCUGGACGUGCUAAGCGAAGUAUUGGCGGACAAGAGCCUUCAGGCUGCAAUCCAAGCUGGGAUGCCCUUCUUGGACGGGGAAUGGUUUGAACCUUCAACAUCGGACCCUUUGGAGCUACCAGUAACAUACAAAUUUUCAUUUGAUGUGGGUGAGACAUUCCUGAAGGGUGACAGCUCAUUGACCCUGAAGUCUGUGCUCGACGCUGCGAGCGCCGUGGAGCUCAGCCCGAAGAGCCCUAGCUCUGAGCGCUACCACGCGACGCUGUGCAGCUUGCCAGCACAGCGGCUGAAGGAUUGGGGCUUGGAUUUCAAAGAGGGUAGUUUCCGCCCAUUUCGCUUUCCAGCAUCUGCCGAUCGAUUGCUGGUAUGGGCCCCCAGGAAACUCGCAAGGCGGCUUCGAUGGCACUUUCCCAAAGGAGGCUACGAGGUGCUCCACACCCAAGGGGGCAGCGACCACCGUCCGGUUAUCCUCGAGGCCACCUUGACAGUGGCGUCUUCGAUGCCAGAGGCUUCGGAGACAUCCUUGCCGGAUCCGUCCUUGCUUGAGCCGUCGGCGCAGCUGGUUGAGGCAAUCACCCAGGACGAUGCCGAAGACAGUGAUUCGGGCGAGUCUCCGGGACUGCUCGGCUCGUUGGCCAUGCCGCUCAGGAGCCUUGGCGGAUACGCACGGUAG
Symbiodinium natans is the source of this 1350-nucleotide messenger RNA. NCBI's taxonomy places the organism in Eukaryota, Dinophyceae, Suessiales, Symbiodiniaceae. The record is from the annotation of a GenBank genome assembly.